GGUAAGCUGCCCUGUUAUCGGUAUUGCGGAUUAUACAUUCAGAGGCUCAGACGAGCUUCUUUCGCAGAGUGGCGUCACCGUCAUGGCGCCCGCCGCUCCGCACCACGCCGACAAUAACAAUCAAGACUCAGCUGCGAAAAAGGUGAAACUUGAACAGAAUGUUGGCAAACCGUCGCGGGUCAUCCACAUACGGAACAUACCCAACGAGACGACAGAAGCCGAGAUCAUACAACUGGGCCUACCCUUCGGCAGGGUCACUAAUGUACUCGUGCUUAAAGGCAAAAACCAGGCAUUCCUCGAAAUGGCGGAGGAGAUAUCGGCAGUGGCGAUGGUGGCAUACUUCGGCGGCUGCGUGGCACAGCUUCGCGGCCGAGCCGUCUACGUGCAGUUCUCCAACCACAAGGAACUUAAGACCGACCAAACACACAGCAAUGCCGUAAUAUUUUUGCAGUCAGCAUCGGCGCAGGCGGCGUUACAAGCAGCUCAGGCCAUCUCCAACAGCGCUGGCGCAGCGCUCGUAGCCGGCGCAGGUGCGGCUCUACAGCCCGCGAAUGGAGGCACAGAAAUACAGGGUGGUCCCAACACAGUUCUGCGCGUGAUUAUCGAACACAUGCUAUAUCCGAUCGUGCUCGACGUACUCUACUCUAUUUUCCAACGGUACGGCAAGGUGCUGAAGAUCGUCACAUUCACUAAAAAUAAUUCAUUCCAAGCCCUCAUUCAGUAUCCAGACACGGUAUCGGCGCAAACGGCAAAAACGGCUUUAGACGGGCAGAAUAUUUACAACGGGUGCUGCACACUGCGCAUCGACUACUCGAAGAUGACGUGCCUCAACGUGAAGUAUAACAACGACAAGUCCCGGGACUACACGAACCCGACGCUGCCCUCUGGCGACGGCGACGCGCACCAGCUGUUGACCAGUGAGUUGAUGCCACUGCGGGCACGCCUCGCCCUGGCCCUCGCAUCCAGGAUGAGUGGUGGGGUGCUGGCGCCUCAGUUCCUUGGGCUGGGCUCCGGACUGGCGUCGCCGUACGGCGUAGGCGUAGGCGGCGUGGGGCUGCCUGCUUUCGGCGCGCUGACGCUGACGCCCGCGUCGCCGGCGCUGCGCGCGCUCGCCGCGCCGCCACUGCCGCUCGCCACCGUGCUGCUCGUCUCGAACCUCAACGAGGAGAUGGUCACGCCUGACGCUCUCUUUACCCUUUUCGGCGUGUACGGGGAUGUGCAACGGGUGAAGAUACUCUACAACAAGAAAGAUUCAGCCCUCAUUCAGAUGGCCGAACCUCACCAGGCCCAUCUAGCGAUGACCCACAUGGACAAACUUCGCGUAUUCGGCAAGGCGAUGCGCGUGAUGCUGAGCAAGCACCAGACUGUGCAGCUGCCCAAGGAAGGACAACCAGACGCUGGUCUCACCAGGGACUACUCCCAGAGCCCGCUGCAUAGAUUCAAGAAGCCUGGCAGCAAAAACUACCAGAACAUCUACCCACCAAGCGCGACUCUCCACCUGUCCAACAUUCCAGCUACGGUGUCUGAAGAUGAUAUCAAGGAAGCCUUCACCAAGCGAGGAUUCACGAUUAAGGCGUUCAAGUUCUUCCCUAAGGACCGCAAGAUGGCGUUGGUUCAGCUGCCGUCGAUCGACGACGCGGUGGCGGCGCUGAUCAAGAUGCACAACUACCAGCUGUCGGAGUCCAACCACCUGCGGGUGUCGUUCUCCAAGUCCAGCAUCUAA
This is a messenger RNA of Spodoptera littoralis (African cotton leafworm), 1723 nucleotides long. Lineage: Eukaryota; Metazoa; Arthropoda; Insecta; Lepidoptera; Noctuidae. The record is from the annotation of a GenBank genome assembly.